AUGGCCAUUCAAAAGAAAUGCCUGAUUCUGGGAUUUCUUGCACUUUUAUUGACUAAAUUGGGCACUGAAGCCAAUGAAGAGAAAAAGAACACCUGCCGGUUGCUGGGCAAGUUUGAUUUUAAUGGGUAUGUAGAUGCCAAAAACCACUCACUUGUUAUUGGAGGACUGUUUCCUAUUCACUCCAGGACCAUCCCAGCAAACGAGUCUAUUUUGGAGCCAGUGUCAGCAAAAUGUGAAGGGUUUAACUUUCGGGGAUUCUGCUGGAUGAAAACCAUGAUUCACACAAUCAAGGAGAUUAACGAGAGGGCGGAUAUUUUGCCCAACAUCGCAUUGGGCUAUCAGAUCUUUGAUACCUGUUUCACCAUCUCCAAAUCGGUGGAAGCGGCUUUGGUUUUCCUUACAGGGCAGGAAGAAAACAAGUCCAAUUUUAGAAACAGCACUGGAGCCCUUCUGGCAGGGAUUGUUGGAGCAGGUGGUUCAUCAUUAUCAGUUGCUGCUUCAAGAAUUCUAGGGUUGUAUUAUUUACCUCAGGUGGGCUAUGCCUCUACCUGCUCAAUUCUUAGUGACAAAUACCAGUUUCCAUCUUAUCUUCGUACAAUAACCAGUGAUAGGAUCCAGUCAAAGGCCAUGGUAGACCUCAUCCAACACUUUGGUUGGGUUUGGGUAGGCACCAUAGCAGCUGAUGAUGACCAUGGAAAAUAUGGAGUAAAAAUUUUUAAAGAAAACACAGAGUAUACCAACCUCUGUAUUGCAUUCUCCGAAAUCAUUCCCAAAGUCUAUUCCAAUGAGAAAAUGCAGAGUGUUGAUGUCGUAAAGACCUCCACUGCCAGGGUCAUUGUUGUUUAUGCAUCUGACAUUGACCUCAGUCCUUUUGUACUGGAGAUGGUUUGCCAUAACAUAACAGACAGAACAUGGAUAGCGAGCAAAGCGUGGAUUACGUCAACUCUCAUUGCAAAGCCUGAAUAUUUUCCAUAUUUUGGUGGAAGUAUUGGAUUUGCAAUACCAAGAGCUGAUAUACCAGGAUUAAAAGAGUUUCUUUAUGACACACAUCCCAGCAAAGAUCCAAAUGAUGUACUGACCAUCGAAUUCUGGCAAACCGCAUUUAACUGUACUUGGCCCUAUAGUAGUGUUCCAUACAACAUUGACCAUAGAGUGAACAUGACUGGUCAAGAAGACAGAUUACAUGCCAUGUCUGAUAAAUUCUGCACUGGAGAGGAGAAUUUGGAAGACCUUAAAAAUACCUACCUGGAUGUGUCUCAGCUAAGAAAUACAAACAAUGUCAAACAAGCUGUGUAUUCAAUGGCAUAUGCUCUGGAUCAUCUAAGUAGAUGUAAAGAAGGUCAUGGGCCAUAUAUUCCAGGAAACACCUGUGCAUAUAUACCUGACUUUGAGCCUUGGCAGCUAAUGUACUAUUUGAAGACACUUACAUUUACAACCCAUGAUGGAAGGAGAGUGGAGAUUGAUGAAAAUGGAGAUGUGACUGGACACUAUGAUAUUCUAAAUUGGCAAUUAGAUGAUAAUGGAAAUAUUGCCUUUGUGAAGGUUGGAGAGUAUACAUUCACAAAUUCUAAGCAUGAACUUGUGAUUCCAAGAAAUGCGACAAUAUUUUGGAACACUGAAUCAUCAGAGCUUCCCCAUUCAGUGUGUACUGAUGUGUGUCCUCCCGGGACCCGAAAGGGAAUUCGUCAUGGGGAACCAAUGUGUUGCUUUAACUGCAUCCCAUGUGCUGAUGGACAUGUGUCAUGGGAACCAGGUCAAAGGAAGUGUGAAUGAUGUGGUGAAGACUACUGGUCGAACACACAAAAGAGCAAGUGUGUGCUUAAGGAAGUGGAAUUCCUUGCCUACGAUGAGGCCUUAGGAAUCACGCUCAUUAUUCUCUCCAUCUCUGGGGCCCUUGGGGUCUUGGCAGUCACAACUGUGUAUGCGAUGUACAGGCACACUCCCCUGGUGAACGCCAAUGACCGGGACCUGAGCUUUCUUAUUCUGAUUUCUCUUACCAUCACGCUGCUGUCAUCCAUGCUUUUCAUUGGCAAGCCAUAUGGCUGGUCCUGCAUGGCCCGCCAGGUCACCCUGGCCCUGGGCUUUUCUCUUUGCCUAUCUUGCAUCCUCGGAAAGGCUAUUUCACUGUUUUUAGCCUACAGAAUUUCCAAAUCCAAAACCCGACUUACAUCCAUGCGCCCCCUUUACCGGAAAAUCAUUGUACUGAUUUCUGUUCUAGUUGAGAGUGGCAUAUGCACAGUCUACCUGGUAUUAGAACCUCCAAAAGUAUACAAGAACAUGGAAUCUCAAAAUAUAAAGAUCAUUCUGGAAUGCAGUGAAGGUUCCAUAGAGUGUUUGUGCUUGAUGUUUGGGAUUGAUGCCUUCUUGGCCUUGCUGUGCUUUCUUACGACCUUUGUGGCACGCCAGUUGCCGGAUAAUUACUAUGAGGGAAAAUGCAUCACCUUUGGGAUGCUGGUCUUUUUCAUUGUCUGGAUUUCUUUUGUUCCUGCUUAUUUAAGCACCAAAGGCAAAUUCAAAGUGGCUGUGGAGAUUUUUGCAAUCUUGUCAUCCAGCUAUGGUUUGUUAGGUUGUAUUUUUGUUACUAAGUGCUUCAUUAUUUUGCUGAGGCCACAGAGGAACACCAACAAAACUGUUGGUGGAAGAGUCUCCACCACAGACAAGAGUAUCCAACUGACUUCAGCUUCCGGGUGCAGUGAGCUUCCCAAAAACACGGCAUCAACUAUUCUGGAUGACUAG
Carlito syrichta (Philippine tarsier) is the source of this 2736-nucleotide messenger RNA. RefSeq names its product vomeronasal type-2 receptor 1-like. Gene Ontology annotation, biological process: G protein-coupled receptor signaling pathway. NCBI's taxonomy places the organism in Eukaryota, Metazoa, Chordata, Mammalia, Primates, Tarsiidae. Gene Ontology annotation, molecular function: olfactory receptor activity; G protein-coupled receptor activity. Gene Ontology annotation, cellular component: membrane. The record is from RefSeq and is a predicted model, not a curated record.